Apodemus sylvaticus (European woodmouse) is the source of this 3442-nucleotide messenger RNA. RefSeq lists its product as uncharacterized. The record is from RefSeq and is a predicted model, not a curated record. Bases 1 to 2889 code for a protein of 962 amino acids. The transcript has a single exon. NCBI's taxonomy places the organism in Eukaryota, Metazoa, Chordata, Mammalia, Rodentia, Muridae.
AUGCCGGCUCAUUGCAUGAGGGCCGGCAGGUUGCGGCGGAGUGUUCGGCCUCUGUGGGCAAGGAGGUGGGGUGCAGGGCUGUCCCGAGGCUAUGGAGUAAGGCGCCGGGUGAGGUCUUCAGUGCAGCGGAUGCUCUGUGCAAACAUAGGGAGGCUGAAGAAUGGUCGGAGGCCUUUAGUGAAGAGGAUUGUGAAACCCACAGCCCCCCCAGGGGUGAACAAGGCCUUUGGGACACCUGGGUCGGCAGGCUCGGUUGAGGGAGCAAUGGACCCCAGAACAGUGUGGGUGAACGGGACUGUGGGCGAGCCCGAGGUGGUUGGGCCUGCUGGGUCUGUGUGGGUGACUGUAUCUGGGGAGGAGGAGCUAGACAAUAGCUCACCAAGCUGUGAGAGGAGAGGUCGCCCAGGAACACUUGGCCAUGAGAGCAUCCUGGAACUGUGGUUGAAGGUGCAGGCUAUGAGGGUAGCUUCAGGAUGCUGGGAAGGAAGCCGAGUGGAGCUCCAUUCUGUUCCUGCGGGAGAGGGGCCGGUCGAGAAGGGUAUUCCUGGGCGAGCUUCCUGGGUCGAGACCAGCCGAGGUGGUGUCACGGGUCCCUGGGUGAGAGGACAUACUAGUACAUUCCCCCAGGCCUCAGGACUGCCCACAGCUAGGGGAAUAGGGGCAGGUUGUGAGAGAGGCUCCAUCCUUUGUAGGCAGGGACAAGCUGGGAAGACGUUGCCUGCUGUGGGUGGACCUGAGGUAGUAGAGAAGAUAGACUGUGCUGCCUCGGGCCCUUGGGAAAAAAGACAAACUGUGGCGUUGCCUGAGGCCUUAGGAUGGUCUCAGGUCUUGAAAAGGCCUAGAGCUGGAGAAGUGAGGGAAUGUGGGGGUACUUCAUGUCUGUGUGGGGGAGGGCAGUCAGUGCAGGGUUCUGGGGCUCUGGCAGAAGAAGCUGAAUAUGGACAUAUGUUAUGGGAAAGGGGGCAAACUGAAGGGGGGCCUGAUGCCUUGUUGGUGCUACCCAGGGCUUUGGAAGAUGAAACGGUCUCCCAUGGGGGCCCAGGGUUGUGGCAAAGGAGACAAGAGGUGGAGGAUAUCGUUUCUAGGGGUAUCCCUGGCCUAAGGACCAUGGGGCAGCCUGUAGGCGUGCCUUGUGCUAGAGAAGAGGAAGCUAGAUGUGGAGGUGACCCAGGGGCAUGGGGAGCCACACAGGCUGCAGAACUGUGUGCUUCUGAGGAGCAAGAGAUAGGUUCUCGAGGUGCCCAGGGCCUGUGGGGUGUAGAGCAGGCAGUGGGAGCACCCAGGGCUUGGGGGAAGGAGGCAGAUGAUGCAAUAGUUUCAGGGCUGUGGGGAACAGGACAGCUGCCACAGACUGGGGUUGUAUCCGGAGAUAGGGAAGAAGAAACCAGCUAUGAUGUGUUAGGCCUGUGGGAGAGGCCGCAGGCUCUGGAAGCUCCUCUGGCUGAGCCAUUGCCAGGGCCAGUUAUGGAAGAGACAUAUGGAGGGAAUCCUCUAAGCCUGUGGGAAAGAAGGCAGGUCAUGAGGGAGCAGGAGGUUCAAGCGCCUGCUGCUUUAGGGACACCUGGGGCUGUGGAUCAGGAUAUCAGGUGUGGAGCUCUCUCAUGGCCCUGUGGGAGGAGGCGGGCUGUGGGAUUGAUUGAAGCAGUUGAGCCAAAGCACAGGUGUGCCACAGAAGGCGUACCCUCAGCUCUGGGUAUACCUGCUGCCUUGUGGGUGUGUCAGGAAAGCAGCUCUACAGAUGGUGUGAACCUGCAGGGCCAAACUCACGCUGCCUGUGGGAGGCUGGUGGCUCCUGAGGAGUGCUCAUCUGUGGUAGAGCAUAGUGAAUCUGAGGCUCUCCCAUGUGCAUGGGGAAGGAGACCAGCUCUUGGGGUUCCUCUGGCUCCUGAAAUACCUGGUCCUCUGAAGAUAGAGGCUGUCUCCAGAAGUUUCUCAGGCUUAUCAGGAAGGAGACAGACUGUAGGUAUACCUGUGACUGUAGGGGUAUCCCCAGCUGGUGUGGGUGUGCCUCUCAGGGUAUCUAGUUCUGUGUGGGAGCACAGCUGUAAGAGAGUCUCAGACUCAGGAGGCAGGCCACCUACAAGGGUAUCAGUGACUGUGGGGCUCCCUGAGUCCAUGGGGGAUGCGACACUCUCUGAGGGUUUACAGAGAAGACAGUCUGCUGUGGUGCCUGUGGCUGCUAGAAUUUCCACAACUGUAGGAGAGCCCACAACUUCUAGGCUCUUGGGGCCUCAUGGGGUGGUGGAUAGAGGCUGUGGAGAAAGCUCAGGGAUGUGGCAAAGAAGACAAAUGGCCGAGGUGCCCACUGCUGCCAGUGUCCCUAAACUUGAGAGGGAAGCAGGCUCUGAAGGUAUCUCUGGUCUGUGGAGGAGACACAGUGGAACAGUUCUUGGAGCAGCCAGGGAGGCUUCGCAUCAGGGGAUGCUUGCAGGCGUUGGGGUUCCCAUGGUCAGACAUGUACCUGCAGCAGUGUGGGCGACUGAACCCUCUGGAGAGGAGGUAAAUGAAGGUGUCUCUGACCUGACAGUGGUUAGGAAACUGUCCACUGAGGGAGUAAGGACACCAGGGGACGAAACAGUGAGUAGAGGAAGCCUGGGACUUGUAGGGAGGGGCCAGGCUGCGGAAGUGUCUUACACAGGUGAGCUUGGUACCAGGAUGUGGGUCAUUCCAAGGGCUGCAGGGGAGGAAACAACCUCUGAGAAUAUUCCCAGAGUAUCUGCAAUGAGAACAACUGUGCCGGCAGUUUCAAGGGAGGAAAUAGACCUUCGCCAUUUCAGAGAUGAUCUGCAGGGGAAUGGGAAGAGAGCUGUGGGAGGGAUUCCUGAAGCUAGAGUGACAGUGAGUGAUUUAGGAGAGAUGGGGGAGGGUGGGUUGAGAGGCUGCUUCUAGUAGAUACACAGAAAACAGUUGGAGAUGGCCUGGGGUUCUGGGAGGGAAGAGGUUGGGGGACGGUUUGUCUUGGGUAUGGAUGAAGGAACUGAUGUGUAGGGACCUCAUGAUUCCUGGAGAGAUACUUUGUGGCAGAUGUCACAGGGUGUGUAGGGUAACAAAUUGGGAGACUUUUGGAAAGAUGGGGAAUGCAUUACAGGAGAGGGCUAUCCCAGGACUUUUUACAAGGGAAUGGUAUGGGUGUGUCUUUGGCCUUGUGUGUGAAUGUGUGUGUGAUGGUUGACUUGAGGUGUACAGUCUAACCUCUGCAGCUCAUUCUGUGGCUUCAGCUCCAUCCCUGUGGUGCUGGCAGGCCAAUUGGCAUUGCCUUACUAGUGUGUUUCCCAUCUGCUUCUUGGAUCAUGUCACUGUAGUCUUAGAAACAAGCAAUCGUGUACAGACAGCUGUCUUUAUGUUCCUGCAAAUGUAUCUGCCUUUAAGUGGAUCCAGUCUGUAAACUUUGGAUUAUUUUUUAAAAAGUUAAGCUAGGUUUUUUUCCUCUUAACCUUGAACU